Molecule: messenger RNA, 301 nt
Organism: Staurois parvus
Lineage: Eukaryota; Metazoa; Chordata; Amphibia; Anura; Ranidae
Source: the annotation of a GenBank genome assembly
UGUGUAUUGCUAGAAAGGUUUUUUUUUUCCUGGGAGAGUGCAUGUGAUCAGCACAGGGCCAAUCAGCACUGUCCAGACAGAGAUCAGGAGUUCUGCAUCCUCUACAGCAGAAUGAAAACUCCUCCUACAAGCUUUAAGAUGUACUCUGCUGGACACUGAUAGAAGUUCAAGACUGCUCUAACUGCUGAUAGGAAAAGGUAUUUAGCAGUUUAUAUUUACUAAAAUAAUUGCAUUUCCAUUUUCUGUGUACUGUGGGCAACCAGAUACAGCGGGGAUCGAAAGUUUGGGCACCCCAGCUAAA